CUGAUGCAAUCUCUGUGAGAUGAGGGGAGGACAAAUUUACAAUUUUAGCUAUUGCAAUCAGCUGAAAAUUAUAUGAACAUUUACUAAUUUCAACUCUAAUAACUAACAUUGUUCCCAGGUCACCUUAACAUAGGCCUUAUGAGAAAGAGAGGAAAACGACAGCAAAACCAGCACAAUGACAUCGGCCACAGAUUUUGAUAAUGUAGAGAUUCAACAGCAGUAUAGCCACGUCAAUGCUCGCUGGGAACUCUCUGAUGAAGGUGAACUCGAUAAUGACAACAGCUCGGCAAGAUUGUUUGAGCGUUCCAGGAUCAAAGCUCUUGCGGAUGAACGUGAAGUUGUGCAGAAGAAAACCUUUACCAAAUGGGUGAACUCUCAUUUGGCACGUGUGACUUGCCGCAUUACUGAUCUGUACACUGAUCUUCGGGAUGGCCGCAUGCUGAUUAAGCUGCUGGAGGUUCUUUCAGGAGAGCUACUGCCGAAGCCAACGAAAGGUCGGAUGCGUAUACAUUGCUUGGAAAAUGUAGACAAGGCUCUACAGUUUCUCAAAGAACAGAAGGUGCACCUGGAAAAUAUGGGGUCACAUGACAUUGUUGACGGGAGCCACAGGCUAACACUCGGUCUCAUUUGGACCAUCAUUCUUCGCUUCCAGAUCCAGGACAUCACUGUGGAGACAGAUGACUACCGUGAGACUCGGUCAGCAAAGGACGCACUUCUCCUUUGGUGUCAGAUGAAAACAGCAGGAUAUCCUAACGUAAACAUCAGAAACUUCACAUCAAGCUGGAAAGAUGGCUUGGCAUUUAAUGCCCUUAUCCACAAACACAGGCCUGAUCUGAUUCAGUUUGACAAACUGAAAAAGUCUAAUGCCAUGCACAACUUACAGCAUGCCUUUGAUGUCUCUGAGAAGCAUCUGAAUGUGACCAAACUGCUGGAUCCUGAGGAUGUUUUUACAGAGAAUCCAGAUGAGAAGUCAAUCAUUACCUAUGUGGUGGCAUUUUACCAUUAUUUCUCCAAGAUGAAGGCAUUAGCUGUGGAGGGGAAAAGGAUUGGCAAGGUGUUGGACAAUGCAAUUGAAACCCAGAAAAUGAUCGAUAAAUACGAAGAGCUGGCAUCUGACUUGCUAACGUGGAUCGAGCAAACCAUCAUUGUCCUCAACAGUCGGAAGUUUGCCAACUCAUUGACCGGAGUGCAACAGCAGCUACAGGCCUUCAACACUUAUCGCACAGUGGAAAAACCUUCUAAAUUCCAGGAGAAGGGUAAUCUUGAAGUGCUGUUGUUCUCCAUCCAGAGCAGGAUGAGGGCAAACAACCAGAAAGUAUACACACCACAUGAGGGCAAACUUAUCUCAGACAUUAACAGGGGCUGGGAAAGGCUGGAGAAGGCAGAGCACGAACGUGAGUUGGCCCUCAGGAAUGAACUGAUCAGGCAGGAGAAACUGGAGCAGCUAGCCCGCCGUUUUGACCGCAAGGCCUUUAUGAGGGAGACCUGGUUGUAUGAGAAUCAGCGGUUGGUGUCGCAGGAUAAUUUUGGCUAUGACCUGCCAGCUGUGGAAGCAGCAAUGAAGAAGCACGAAGCAAUUGAAACUGACAUUGCUGCCUAUGAAGAACGUGUGCAGACCCUUGUGGAUGUGUCACAGGAGCUGGAGGCUGAGAAUUAUCAUGACAUUACACGCAUUAAUGCCAGGAAAGAAAACAUCAUGCGCCUGUGGGAGUAUCUUUUGGAGCUGCUUAAUGCUCGGCGAGCCAGGCUGGAAAUGAACUUAGCCCUUCAGAAGAUUUUCCAGGAGAUGCUUCACAUCAUUGACUGGAUGGAUGAAAUGAAAAUACGACUCUUAUCACAGGAUUGUGGUAAACAUUUGAUGGGUGUGGAGGACUUACUCCAGAAACAUGCAUUGCAGGAAGCUGACAUUGUGGUUCAGGCAGACAGAAUGAAAAUAGUCAAUGCAGGAGCACUCAAGUUUACUGAAGGAGAAGGUUACACACCCUGUGAUCCCAAUAUAAUCAAGGAUCGUGUCAAUCAUCUGGAGCUGUGUUAUGAGGAGCUUUGUGUGUUGGCAGCAGAAAGGAAGGCCCGCCUUGAGCAAUCACGUCGCCUUUGGACGUUCUUCUGGGAGAUGGCUGAAACUGAGAGCUGGAUUCGAGAAAGAGAGCAGAUCAUCUCAUCGCAAGAUUAUGGGAAAGACGUUACCAGCAUUAUGAUUCUGCAAAGCAAACAUAAAACACUGGAGGAUGAAUUAGGUGGUCUCAGGACUCAUCUGCAGCAGACAAUUAAACUAGGCAAUGAUAUGAUUGCAGAGAACCACUUUGCUUCACCUGAGAUCAAGAAACGAAUUGAGAAAGUUCUUGCGAUGUGGAAGGAUCUGGAGGAAUUGACUGCUUUCCGCAAGCAAAAUCUUCAGGAUGCCCAAAGCUUCUUUCAGUUCCAAGUGGAUGCAGAUGAUCUCAAAACUUGGUUACAGGACACUUAUCGUAUUAUGUCUUCAGAUGAUGUCGGCCAUGAUGAAUUUUCAACACAGACACUGAUGAAGAAACAGAAAGACCUGACAGAUGAAAUAAUGAAGUCUGGGACAGCUAUUGAUGGUCUAAAUAAACAGCUUCAGAGUCUCCCAGAUGAAUUCAGAAAAUUGCCAGAGAUAAUGGACCGCCAGCGGGAGAUAAAGGAGCUCUAUGCAGAUCUCAUAGCUCUAUCAGAUCUACGGAGGCAGCAACUCCAGGAUGCUCUUGCUCUCUAUGUGAUGUUUAGUGAAGCUGAUGCAUGUGAUUUGUGGAUGAAUGAGAAGGAGAAGUGGCUGGAGGGAAUAGAGAUUCCAAAGAAAAUAGAGGAUUUGGAAGUAGUACAGCACAGGUUUGAAACCUUGGAACAGGAAAUGAACAAUUUGGGGUCUCGGAUCAAUGAAGUAAAUAAUGCAGCGAACCACCUGAUAGAGAGUGGCCACCCCAGCACACAGGAAGUUAAAGCAUGCCAGGAUCAUGUGAACCAAAGAUGGAUGAUAUUCCAGCAGUUAGUGGGGAUGAAGAAGAACAAUGUGAACUCGGCAUUAAGUCUUCAGAAUUACUAUCUCGAGUGUGAUGAGACGAAAGUUUGGAUCUGUGAAAAAACCAAGCUCAUUGAAUCAACUCUGGAUCUGGGAAAUGACUUGGCUGGUGUUAUGACCACUCAAAGAAAGUUGUGUGGGAUUGAGAGAGAUCUAGCUGCCAUUGAAUCCAGGCUCCCAGAGUUGCAAAAGGUAGCCCAUACAUUGGCAGAUGAAUAUCCUAAUCAUGCCCCGGUUAUCCUGAAUAGGCUUAAGGAAAUCAAUGAUGUUUGGGAUGAGUUGAAACACACUCUUCAAGGUCGUGAGGAAUCACUUGGUGAGGCCAGUAAAUUGCAGAAAUUUCUGCAAGACUUGGAUGACUUUCAGCUGUGGCUAUCCAAAACACAAAAAGCUAUUGCUUCUCAAGAAGAGCCAAAUUCCUUACCUGAAGCGGAAAUGCUCCUCAGGCAACACAAUGCCAUAAGAAAUGAGGUAGAUCGUUAUGAGGAAGAUUACCAGAAGAUCAGAGAUAGUGGAGACAUCAUUACGCAGGGAGAAACAGACCCACAGUUUGAAAUAUUAGACCAGCGAUUGAAGGGAUUGGACACUGGUUGGAAUGAGCUUCUUCAGAUGUGGGAAAACAGAAAAGAUCUUCUUUCUCAGUCUCAUGGAUAUCAGCAGUUCCUCAGGGACAGCAAACAAGCAGACAGCAUUCUCAGCAAUCAGGAGUACAGUUUAAUGCAUGUUGAAAUGCCUAAAACCUUGGAGGCAGCUGAAGAUGCUAUCAAGAAACAAGAGGGUUUUAUGACAAGCAUGGAUGCCAAUGAAGAGAAAAUCAUUGGGACAAUCGAUGAAGGAGAAAAGCUCAUUGAAGAUGGAAAUAUUUUUAAAGACAAGGUGGUUGACAAGAUCAAAUCUAUUGAUGAAAGGUACAAAAGAAAUAGGAAACAGGCAAAAGAGGUGACUUCACAUCUAAAAGACAACCGCGAUCUUCAGCAUUUCCUACAGAACUGCCAAGAGCUUACUUUCUGGAUCAAUGAGAAGAUGCUCACAGCCCAGGACACUUCUUAUGAUGAAGCUCGCAAUCUUCACACAAAAUGGCAGAAACAUCAGGCAUUUAUGGCUGAGUUGGCAUCAAACAAGGAGUGGCUGGACAAAAUUGACAAGGAAGGGAAGCAGCUGAUGGAUGAGAAGCCAGAUUUUAAACCAGUUGUCUCAGAGAAACUGAAUGAACUGCAUGAUCAGUGGGAAGUCCUGGAUUCGACCACUAAAGACAAGGCGCACCGCUUGUUCCAAGCAAACCGGUCAGAGCUGUUCGCACAGGGCUGUGAAGACUUGAACAAAUGGAUGAAUGAGCUGGAGUCACAGCUGCAUUCUGAAGACUUUGGAAAGGACUUGACCAGUGUGAAUAUCCUGCUGAAAAAGCUACAGAUGAUGGAAAAUCAAGUGGAAGUGCGACAAAAAGAGGUGGAGGAUCUUCUAAGUCAGGCCAGACUUCUCUCCCAAGAAGGACAACUGGAGACUGAUGGGAAGGAAAAGAAUAUGGGAAAGAGAUUCUCACAACUGAUGGGCCCUCUGCAGGAACGCCGUCAAAAUCUUCUCUCAUCAAAGAUGCAUUUUCAGAUUUACCGGGAUCUGGAAGAUGAAUCUCUUUGGGUGAAGGAACGGAUGCCCUUAGCUACAAGCACAGACCAUGGCCACAAUCUGCAGGCAGUGCAGCUCUUAAUGAAGAAGAAUAAGACUUUACAGAAGGAAAUUCAAGGGCAUCGGCCACGUAUAGAUGAUGUGUUAGAAAGGGGAGAAAAGAUGAUUGCGAAUCAAAGACCCGAUGCAGGUACUAUAGAGGAGCAAUUGAAAGAGUUAAAAGGAUUGUGGGACAAACUACAGGAAGAAACAGAGAAAAGACAAAAGCGUCUGGAAGGUACAAAUGAAGCCCAGCAAUAUUAUCUUGAUGCUACAGAAGCUGAAGUUUGGAUGAGUGAGCAGGAGCUGUACAUGAUCUCUGAUGAUAAACCAAAGGAUGAAGCUAGUGCAACUUCGAUGUUGAAGAAACACCUGACCCUGCAGCAGGCUAUCUUGGAUUACGGAAAGACUAUUCAAGAGCUUGCAGACAGGGCUCAGAAGCUUCUUGCUGAAGAGCACCCGGAGGGUGAACAGAUCAUUAGGCGUCAGGGGCAGGUGGACAAGCUGUAUGCAGGACUCAAAGAUCUAGCAAAUGAGCGUAACAAAAAAUUGGAGGAUAUGCACAAUCUCUUCCAGUUGAACCGUGAGGUAAUGGAUCUGGAGCAAUGGAUUGCAGAAAGGGAUCUAGCAGCAUCUUCACAGGAACUAGGACAAGACUUUGAUCAAGUUACAAUGCUGAGGGAAAAGUUCCGUGAGUUUGCUCGGGAUACAGGGACAAUUGGUCAGGAAAGAGUGGACAGCGUGAAUAUGUUGAUCGAUGACCUUAUUGAUUCAGGUCAUUCAGAGGCCGCUGACAUUGCAGAAUGGAAAGACAGCCUGAAUGAAGCCUGGGCUGAUCUGUUGGAAUUGAUAGACACUCGAACACAGCUGCUGGCCGCCUCCUACGAACUCCACAAAUAUUUCUAUGAUGGCAAAGAGCUUCUGAGCCUGAUCCAGGAAAAGCACAAGGAGUUGCCAGAGGAGCUGGGCCGUGAUGCAAACACAGCAGAAUCUUUCCACAGGAUGCACAACACAUUUGAACGUGACAUCCAUUCCCUGGGAAUACAGGUUCAACAGUUCCAAGAUGAUGCAGGACGUUUGCAGACAGCAUAUGCAGGGGAUAAAGCUGCAGCAAUCCAGAAACAAGAACAGGAGGUGGUUGAGGCCUGGAAGGCACUUUUGGAUGCUUGUGAUGGUCGACGUACCCAGUUAAUUGAUACUGCUGAUAAAUUCCACUUUUUCAGUAUGGUCCGGGAUUUGAUGUCAUGGAUGGAAAGUAUAAUAAGGCAAAUUGAAACAGAAGAAAAACCACGGGAUGUCUCCUCUGUGGAGCUACUGAUGAAAUACCAUCAGGGAAUCAGAGCAGAAAUUGAAGCCAGAAACAAAAAUUUUGUGUCCUGUAUUGACUUGGGCAAGACGAUGUUAGCCCGCAAACAUCAUGCUUCUGAUGAGAUUAAGGAGAAGUUGGUACAACUCACAGAGAACAGAAAAUUGAUGAUGGAUAAGUGGGAUGAACGCUGGUACUGGUUACGCCUUUUACUUGAAGUAUGCCAGUUUGCAAGGGAUGCGUCAGUUGCUGAAGCGUGGCUGAUUUCUCAGGAGUCCUAUCUCAGCAGUCGUGAAUUGGGCAACAAUGUGGAUGAGGUUGAAAAACUAAUCAAGAGACAUGAGGCAUUUGAAAAAUCAACAGCUACAUGGGAUGAGAGGUUUGCUGCGCUGGAAAGACUCACCACUUUGGAGUUACUGGAGAUUCAAAAACAACAAGAAGCUUUCAGGCAGAGCAAGGAAGCAAAAGUACUGCCAGAGGCACAACUAGAUCAUGAGCAAAAAACAUCUGUUCCAACUCAUGAAGAGAAAGCACAGAAAGAAGGGUGGAAUAUGGACGUCCAGGAGGCAGCAGAAUUAACCCCCCAUGUAACAGAAGAACCAUCACUGAUAACUACAAUUGAAGAUCAGUCCACCAUGGUAAAUGGUACUGAUAGCCCAGAAGAUAAAACUAUGGAGAGUGAAGAAAAAUCAGAGUUAGAAGAGAAGCCUUACGAAAGGGCCUCCAAGCUUCCACCCCUGAUAUUGCCAGCAAUGGAAAUUGAAAAGCCCAGAACUUCAUCUACACUUCCCAGUUUUACCUCAAAAGAAGAAAUUGCCCAACUGGAGGGAUACCUGGGACGUAAACAUGAACUGGAAGGACCUAGCAAGAAGGCAUCAAACAGGUCAUGGAUCACCUUGUAUUGUGCCCUGAAGAGUGGUGAAUUUUACUUCUACAAGGACACAAAGAAUUGUAGUGCAGGUGUAACAUACCAUGGAGAAGACCCACUGAAUCUGAAAGAUGCUACUUGUGAAGUGGCUGCUGAUUACAAGAAGAAAAAACAUGUAUUUAAACUGCGGUUGAACAAUGGUUCCGAGUACCUGUUCCACGGCAAAGAUGAGGAGGAGAUGCACAACUGGAUCCACAAUCUCAACAUAGCAAUUGCAGAGCAUAACAAGCCACAGAGUGCAAAACAGGGUGAUGUCAGGGCACAUACCCUCCCUCUCCCCUCUGUGAUUGUCCAAGAAACAAGUCCCGGCAAAAAGGACAAAGAAAAAAGAUUCAACAUUUUUGCAAAAAAGAAAUGAUUAUCAUUUAAACCAGGAAAAAAAAAUGUUGUAGUGCCUAAUUUACAAAGAGGUGGCAGUGCUUAAACUACACCACUGAGGUGAUGCUAGUUUCUGCAAGUGUAAAUAUAUAUUUCAUCUUUAUAGAGCGUGUAAAGAGAGUAACAUCUUUUUAUUAAUUUCCUGAAACCAUGUGCAUCUUCCCAAAUGAAAAUUAUUUUUGGAAUGAUUUCAAAUUUUACACACACUUUGGCAGAAACUGCAACAUGUAUUUUCCAUACUAAAUUCAUAGAGCCCUUGCUAAUGGCUGAGAAAUGCAAAUUUAGAUUAAAUAGAGCUUUAAGAUGACCGUGAGUUACCCAGCCAUGAUAAGUCAUCAUGCUAGUAUUUGUUCUUCAACAGGCAUGGUCACUCAAACAUAACUUUAAAACAAUUACAAGUAUACCAUAUUUAAACUAAAUUGCCAUAACCAAAGAAUAUUUUUUUAAAAAACAGAAUAUAAUAAAUAUAUGUAAAGGCCAUUUUUUUCAAAUUUAAAAGAAAUUACAAUAUUAUUCGACAGAUAACCAUGUAAGAUUGAUAAAUAUAAUAGUUUCAUCUUGGAAAUGGUUAUAAGUGCCAAGUUUGUACUGUAAGAUCAGCAGCUGAAGGCAUGUAUGUACAUUUUGGCAUGUAUUUUUUAUAGUGUUGCCAUAUAGAUUAUGUUUUUAGCAAAUUAGGCAUUUUGUCAUUGCUUUUUUUUGCUCCAACUGCCUUCAUGGUGUAAAAGUUCUUUGAACCACCAUUUAUUGGAUAAAGGUGUUUAUAGAGAUUUUAUCUGUUCCUUAUUAAUGGCAAAAUCAAAGAUCUUACAGAAAAUCUUCACAACAUGUACAAUGUCAACAUACAGUGACUGGAGAAAUCAUUGCCAUUUUAUUUUAUCUUUUUAACAUAGUAAUUUUUGUUUCCAGCUGUUGCUAGCAAACUAAUCGCUUUCUUUAAAACUGCAUUCAUAUUUCUAUUAACUACAUUAGAAAGCAUUAUCAACUAUUUGUUUUCAAACUAUUAAACAUUUCCAACCAGGUGCUCUUGGACUAAGUAAUGUCGAAGUCCUCUCAGUAUGUUAGUUCAAUUACAAAUACCAGAAGCAAUUGAGAAAAAAAAAGUACAAAAAGAAAGUGUUCAGUUUUAAUUUUUGUUUAAUUGUACACUCCUUUCUGUUUGAUAUUUUACUGGAUUGAUUUUUUUUAAGUCUUUUCCAAAAACUAAUGUGGCAUGCAAUUAUUAUGCUCUUUAGGUUGAAUAUAACAUUGUUUUUUUUGUUGAUAUUGCAUCUAUUGUUAUAUCAAAUUAAACAAAAUCUAUGCAUUACCCCUAUAAAUUUGCAAAUCUCAAGGAGGAUUUGUUUAGGUCAUUAUAACUUUGAUUUUACAGUCCAUAUGUAAGUCAAUACUACUUGCAAUCUCAUUUCCAGUCACUACAGUAAGGAAGAGGACCUAUUUACUGAUUUUGAGCGUUCUAAAAUUUCUGGUCCUUCAAAGUCAGAUCAAAUGCAAAUUAAUAUUCUAGUGCUGGGACUGUCAUCAUGUGUCACCUUGGUGUUAAGAUAACUUUGUCCAGAAUGAAAAAAAUUGGCAGAGACACUUAUAAAGUGCCAUUUUGAUAUAAUGAGGUAUGACUGGAUCUACGGCAGAUUUCUUUGACCUUCAAGGAAGCAACAAUUACAGUUUGCUUGCUGCAGUCUGUUUAAUUUAUGUUUCAUGCACAAAGAGAAGCAUAGCGAAGUUAGCUUAUGCUACUGACUCAACUAAGCUAUUUAAUAUUUAACCAGUGAAUGUGUUCUCUCUCUUUAACAAAUGCUUGAAGGUAUCUCACCAGAGCUCUUUGGGCUUCUAUUUGAUGUUAUCUAUUGCCACAAAGCAAUACCCGAUAUCAGAGGUGUUCAGGAGGUAGCAGAAUUUCACACUUUCUCACAUAGUUUAAAAGUGUUAAAUGGAUGUGCACAUUGUAAGCAGGUUAAAAUAUCAUUCUCUUAUUUCCGUAAGUAGAAUAAUUUGUCAGGCAAGGAGUUUAACAAAAAAUAAUGAUGCAAAUUGAAUUAAAAUGGUCAGAUGAGGAGUUGCUUUUAGGCUGGUUUGUGUUAAAAUGAUGCAAGGGGCUACAAACAUCUCAGUGCCCGGUUCUCUGAUAAAGCAAUAUUCAUAUUUAGUUUUCUGUAUCAAGUGAAACUGAGAAACAAAAGUAGGUGUUCUCCCAUGUUAGUAGGUAGCACUGGUUGCCAGACACUCUUUUUAGUAUUCAGAUAUUCUGGUGCAUGAAGUUUUCUGUGUGCCAAAAUGAAAUAUAUGAAUACUAGUAAAUGGAACUAUGUUCUUUUCUCCAGCAUGUAAUAAGGCAGGAAUCAGCUUUAUCUUAGGUCAGCCUGGUCACUGUCAAAAACUAGUUCUUCCUCUACACUGCCCAAAGAAUGUGCCUUAAUCCAAACUCCAAAGAGGACUUUAUUAUAUACCCAUAUGUGUUUCUCUUCACUUUCCAUACCCUUAUGGCACCUCUAUAUUGAGUUUGCCAGUUUAGUGUCAACUUGCAGGAAGUUUUCUAUUUAGCGUUUAUACCUAGGAGGAACUGGGUGAGGCUAACUUCAAAAAUAUUAUUUAUAGUCAAUACAGACAGUAAACUUCUAUUAACUAACAGUGGUUAGAUUUGAACCCGUGCCAGAGACUCAAAAGGAUAUUAGUGACCUAUCAUAUGAACAAGGUUCCUUCAUUUUUUUCUGAUUUGCAUACCAGAUAUUCAAGUACUCCGAGUGUUUAAACAAGUUUAGUUCAAGUAAUGAAUAACUUUGAAUCCCAGAGCUGCUCCAACUCAGGACAUGUAUUCCCAAAGUACCGCAAAAAGGCAUUUUAUUCCAUUAGUCUGCUCUGAAUUGAAUCCAGUUUCUAGUGAGAAGGCAGUAUGCUACCAACCAAGCGGCCCAUUCUCUGCAGUAGUAAUCUUUAAAUAAAGCCAAAGUAUUCAACAGGUAUUAGCUCAAUUUUAUUUGUCAUUUUGAUAGUUUCAGAAUUUAUAUCAAAACAAAAAUUUGGGUCAGGGACAAUCUAAAGAAUUAAAACUUAAUAAUAAUAGACCCUUCUGAAAAAGCAAGCCAACAAAAUUAGUACAUUACAAAUAUGGAAAGGAGCAGGAAAAUUUUAGUGGUUUAUGUUCCUUCUUUGUUUACUUUAAUUUCAUUUCCACAGAGCCCAGGAGAAUUUGACAAUUAUAUAUCAUACAGUAUAUCUUUGCAUCAGAGACAUCCUGAGGCAUGUAAGUGGCCUCUUCUGUGAUGUUAUAAUUCUGUGAGAUGUAAUCACCCUUCAAUGUUGCAAUAAACUUAUUAUCUAUUGUGGUCACUGUUUUUAACCAAACAGAGAAAAUGUUUAAUUGAACAGACAAUGAAGCAAUAUGUAUUUAUGAAUAAAAACUGUUGCAAGCUGAAUACUUCAAUACAAUGAAAAGUUUUCUCUCCAGAAAAUAUAGGCAAGGUUCAUUUAAGAGCAAGAUGCAUUUAUAUUAUCUGAAGAGGAGGGUUUGAAAGCUACCAGUAUGUGGAUAAUGAAAGUAAUGUCAUGCAAGUUUGCCUUUGAAGUUUGUUGAAAUUUCAGAGAAAUUAAAAGCAGUUCAAGUAUUAUAAUAACUGCUGAAAUGAGUCCAAUGCUGGAAAAUGCAUUCUGUUCAUAAAUGUCUUUAGUUAAACACACUUUAAUCAGUUCUCAGUCCUCUUAUUCUGUCAAAAAUAUUUGGUCCAUUCACUUCAUUUACAUCAUAUUGCAUAUAUGUACAUACUGCAAUCUGUGAUAAAAAUAUUCUCACAAUCCCACUGUUAUGAUAUAAAAUAUUACUUAGUUUUAUUGAAAUAAAGUCUGUAGACUGGAAAUAACUUUAUUGUUUUAAAGGCAGACCAUAUAUUGAUUCCAUGUGUUAUUGGUGUGUAGAUUGGUGCAACAGCCCACGAUAGAAUAAAACAUUUUCUGUCACACUGCAAUCAUAGCUCAUCUCUCAAUUUUUUUUCAACUUUUCCU
Pristis pectinata (smalltooth sawfish) is the source of this 11304-nucleotide messenger RNA. Its product is annotated as spectrin beta chain, non-erythrocytic 1-like. Gene Ontology annotation, molecular function: phospholipid binding; actin filament binding; structural constituent of cytoskeleton. Gene Ontology annotation, cellular component: cortical actin cytoskeleton; plasma membrane; cell projection. NCBI's taxonomy places the organism in Eukaryota, Metazoa, Chordata, Chondrichthyes, Rhinopristiformes, Pristidae. The record is from RefSeq and is a predicted model, not a curated record. Gene Ontology annotation, biological process: actin cytoskeleton organization. The transcript is spliced from 36 exons. Bases 176 to 7288 code for a protein of 2370 amino acids.